Messenger RNA from Hevea brasiliensis (rubber tree), 1070 nucleotides. Its product is annotated as classical arabinogalactan protein 9. The record is from RefSeq and is a predicted model, not a curated record. The coding region runs from base 82 to 780 and encodes 232 amino acids. NCBI's taxonomy places the organism in Eukaryota, Viridiplantae, Streptophyta, Magnoliopsida, Malpighiales, Euphorbiaceae. The transcript has 2 exons. Gene Ontology annotation, cellular component: plasma membrane.
CUACACUUGCUCUUUUACUCACUCCUCACUCUUGCGAUUGUUCUCUCCUGUAGAGAGAGAUAGAAACUGAGUUUAACGAAAAUGAGGCAUCAAAAAGCUACAAUCUUCGUUUGUCUGAUAUGCAUUGUUAUCGCCGGGGUCGGAGGUCAAUCUCCGGCUAAUCCUCCGACGGCCACUCCGGCUCCUCCUACACCAACUACUCCUUCUCCCCCUACUAGCACCCCUGCUCCUCCAACUACCACUCCUCCCCCGGCUUCAGCUCCUCCUCCAGUAACCCAAUCUCCACCUCCCGCUACUCCUCCUCCUGUUUCAACACCACCACCGGCUACUCCCCCUCCUGUCAGCUCUCCACCCCCUGCAUCUCCUCCACCCGCAACUCCACCUCCAGCCACUCCUCCACCAGCAUCUCCUCCUCCCGCUACUCCACCUCCGGCUUCUCCUCCACCUGCAACUCCACCACCAGCAUCUCCUCCUCCCGCAACUCCGCCACCUGCAUCUCCUCCUCCUGCUACUCCACCACCAGCAACUCCUCCUCCAGCUGCUCCACCUGCUCUGGUUCCAGCUCCUGCUCCAAGCAAGAAGAAGUUGAAGGCUCCAGCUCCAUCUCCCUUGGCGCCAAGUCCACCAGCGCCACCCACGGAGGCACCCACGCCCAGUUUGGGUUCAAUCUCUCCAGCACCAGCAGGCACAGAUGUGAGUGGAGUAGAAAAGCUGAUUUCAAUGCAGAAGAUUGUUGGGAGCUUGAUGUUUGGAUGGACAAUUUUCUGCUGGCUACUUUAGACAUGAUUCUCAGAUCUCUCAGCUUUGUUAUUAUUAUUAUUAUUUUUUGAAUUUAUGUUGUUACAUUUUGGCUAUAUAUUAUAUAUAGUAGUGGCUGCCAUUUUAGCCUUCGCUCGGUGAUGAGACGUUUAUUAUCUGUAUUUGAUUUUGAGCUUAUACAUACAUUCGGUUGAAUUCUUUGGGAGAUUUUGGGGACAGCUUUUGUAUUGAUGGGGAGAGGACUUGUUUUGUAUUUUGGAUUGCUGUUGGUAAGCUACCUCUUGAUCUCAUUUAUUAUAUUUCUUUUACUA